Molecule: messenger RNA, 459 nt
Organism: Carlito syrichta (Philippine tarsier)
Lineage: Eukaryota; Metazoa; Chordata; Mammalia; Primates; Tarsiidae
Gene: IL17A
Product: interleukin 17A
Exons: 3
Coding region: 1-459 (152 amino acids)
Biological process (GO): inflammatory response
Cellular component (GO): extracellular region
Molecular function (GO): cytokine activity
Source: RefSeq, a predicted model, not a curated record
AUGACUCCUGGGAGGACUUUACUGUUGUUACUACUGCUGCUCCUGAGUCUGGUGGCUACAGUGAAGACAAGAAUAAUCCCACAAAGUCCAGUGUGCCCAAAUUCUGAGAACAACAGUUUCCCCCAGAAUGUGACCGUCAACCUGACCAUCAUUAACCAGAAUACAGAUCUCCAAAAGUCUUCAGAUUACUCCAGCCGAUCCACCUCACCUUGGCGUCUCCACCGCAAUGCCGACCCCGAGAGAUAUCCCCCUGUGAUCUGGGAGGCGAAGUGCCGCCACUUGGGCUGCAUCACUGAUAGGAAUGAGGUGGACCACUCCAGGAAUUCCGUCCCCAUCCAACAAGAGAUCCUCGUCCUGCGGAGGGAGUCUCAGCACUGCCCCCACUCCUUCCGGCUGGAGAAGAUGUUGGUGACCGUGGGCUGCACCUGCGUCAACCCCAUAGUCCGCUAUGUGGGCUAA